GUGUCCCGCCCCAGCCGGGCCGCGUCUGCCGUCGGUCGGUGCGUGCGUGCGCUUCGUCGGUCCGCGUGUGUCUCUGGCGGAGAGCCCCUCUCCUCUGCGGCCAUGACUCCGCCGCCACCCCAGCCGCCGCCCCCAGGCCCGAACCCCACUGCAGACUCCGCUGCCGACCCCCGUCCCGGGCCUGGACCCCUGGUCGUACUGUUCGGGGCCACGGCCGGUGCGCUGGGGCCGGACCUGGGUUCCGACGAGACCGACUUAAUCCUCCUAGUCUGGCAAGUGGUGGAGCCGCGGAGCCGCCAGGUGGGGACAUUGCAUAAGUCACUGGUUCGCGCCGAGGCGGCCGCGCUGAGCCCGCAGUGCCGCGAGGCGAGCGGCCUGAGCUCCGACAGCCUGGCGCGGGCCGAGCCGCUGGACAAAGUGCUGCAGCAGUUCUCACAGCUGGUGAGCGGGGAUGUGGCUCUGCUGGGCGGGGGCCCCUACAUGCUCUGCACUGAUGGGCAGCAACUGCUGCGACAGGUCCUGCACCCUGAGGCCUCCAGGAAGAACCUGGUGCUCCCCGACACCUUCUUCUCCUUCUACGACCUCCGCAGAGAGUUCCACGUGCAGCACCCGAGCGCCCGCUCUGCCAGGGACCUCACUGUGGCCACCAUGGCACAGGACUUGGGGCUGGAGACAGAUGCCACAGAGGAUGAUUUUGGGGUGUGGGAAGUGAAGACAAUGGUAGCCAUCAUCCUCCACCUGCUUGAAAGUCCCAGUGGUCAACUGUUUUUGAAGCCUGAAGUGGUGAAGCAGAAAUAUGAGACAGGGCCUUGCAGCAAGGCUGACGUGGUGGAUAGCGAGACUGUGGUUCGGGCUCGUGGGCUGCCCUGGCAGUCAUCAGACCAGGACGUGGCUCGAUUCUUCAAAGGGCUCAAUAUUGCCAGGGGUGGUGUAGCACUGUGCCUCAAUGCCCAGGGCCGAAGAAAUGGUGAGGCUCUCAUCCGCUUUGUGGACAGCGAACAGCGGGACCUAGCACUGCAGAGACACAAGCACCACAUGGGCAUCCGCUAUAUCGAGGUGUAUAAGGCAACAGGAGAGGAGUUUGUGAAGAUCGCAGGGGGCACAUCGCUAGAGGUGGCCCGUUUCCUGUCACGGGAAGACCAAGUGAUCCUGCGGCUGCGGGGACUGCCCUUCUCGGCUGGGCCAGCAGACGUGCUAGGCUUUCUGGGGCCAGAGUGCCCCGUGACGGGGGGCGCUGAUGGGCUGCUCUUUGUGCGCCACCCUGAUGGCCGGCCCACGGGCGAUGCCUUUGCCCUCUUUGCCUGUGAGGAGCUGGCACAGGCUGCAUUACGCAGGCAUAAGGGCAUGCUGGGUAAGCGAUACAUUGAACUCUUCCGGAGCACUGCAGCUGAGGUGCAGCAGGUCCUGAACCGCUACGCCUCCAGCCCACUCCUUCCCACCCUGACUGCUCCACUGCUGCCCAUCCCCUUCCCACUGGCAGCUGGGACCGGGAGAGACUGUGUCCGCCUGCGAGGCCUGCCCUACACAGCCUCCAUCGAAGACAUCCUCAGCUUUCUGGGCGAGGCGGCGGCUGACAUUCGGCCUCACGGUGUGCAUAUGGUGCUCAACCAGCAGGGCCGGCCGUCCGGGGAUGCCUUCAUCCAGAUGACAUCAGCAGAGCGGGCCCUAGCUGCUGCUCAGCGCUGCCAUAAGAAAGCAAUGAAGGAACGCUAUGUGGAGGUGGUCCCCUGCUCCACAGAGGAGAUGAGCCGUGUGCUGAUGGGGGGCACCUUGGGCCGCAGUGGCAUGUCCCCUCCGCCCUGCAAGCUGCCCUGCCUCUCACCACCCGCCUACGCCACCUUCCAGGCCACCCCGACCCUCAUUCCCACUGAGACAGCAGCUCUGUAUCCCUCUUCAGCACUGCUCCCAGCUGCCAGGGUGCCUGCUGCUCCCACCCCAGUUGCCUACUACCCAGGGCCAGCCACUCAACUCUACAUGAACUACACAGCGUACUACCCCAGCCCUCCAGUUUCCCCCACCACUGUGGGCUACCUCACCACACCCACUGCAGCCCUGGCCUCUGCUCCCACCUCCGUAUUGUCCCAGCCAGGAGCCCUGGUCCGUAUGCAGGGAGUCCCAUACACAGCUGGUAUGAAGGAUCUGCUCAGCGUCUUCCAGGCCUACCAGCUAGCCCCUGAUGACUACACCAGCCUGAUGCCUGUUGGUGACCCAGCACGCACUGUGCUACAGGCCCCCAAAGAAUGGGUGUGUUUGUAGGUGAGGGAGCCAGGAGGUAAGAGCUGACUGAUGUCCUCAGCUAAUAGGACUCUCCUGACUCCAGAGCCAGCGCCCUCAACCUGGUGGCUUCUUUCUGGCUUUUCAAAAUUCUCAGAAGGCCCCCAGAGAAGAUCAAGCCCCAGCUCCCCCUACUUAUCACUCUGCCUGUCCACAUCAGAGAUGACGGCUGGACCCUGAAUGCAGGGCUGGGAGUGAAAUGGCGCUACCCUGUUCCCAGUGGUCGGAUCUGGGCUCCUUAAGUAGCACCCAGAGAGCCUUUGUUCUGUUCUGGCUGUGGCCCGUGCCUACAGGUUCUGGGGGGCUGAUGUCUACAGCAGGCUUGGUUUCUUUUUAAAAAAUGUAAGCCCUGGUGCUUUCAGUGUAUGACUCCAGGGAGCUUCUUUCUGAGUAAAGAUACCAGUGUCCUACCUUCCCCUGUCCCUCCUGACGGGGCGCAGGGCAGCAGAGUGCUGGUCCCACUCCCCAGGAUACUUGGACCUCAGUGACCACAUGGUGCCAGGGGUGGUCUCACCUAAGGAUGCUGGCCCCCCUGGAGCUUGGCACAAGGAAUAGCAGAUGGCAAAAACCACAAACUGUUUCAAUGGACUGUACUGCAGUAUCCCCAGAAGACACUAGGGGGCGGGAGGCCCCCACAGAUAAACUCAGGCUUGACUUGUAAAGGGACUUCUGCCUACUUUUCAUGCACACCUUGGGCAGGUCAGUUUUCCUGAACUCAGCAGACACCUUGGGAUGUCCUUUGCACCCACUGCAGGGUGCCCAACUGAAG
This is a messenger RNA of Dama dama (fallow deer), 3043 nucleotides long. RefSeq names its product epithelial splicing regulatory protein 2 (gene ESRP2). Gene Ontology annotation, cellular component: ribonucleoprotein complex. Lineage: Eukaryota; Metazoa; Chordata; Mammalia; Artiodactyla; Cervidae. The transcript has 15 exons. The coding region runs from base 103 to 2256 and encodes 717 amino acids. Gene Ontology annotation, molecular function: RNA binding. The record is from RefSeq and is a predicted model, not a curated record.